Messenger RNA from Aphanomyces invadans, 2253 nucleotides. RefSeq lists its product as hypothetical. Gene Ontology annotation, cellular component: proteasome core complex; proteasome core complex, beta-subunit complex. The transcript has 5 exons. Bases 57 to 626 code for a protein of 189 amino acids. The record is from RefSeq and is a predicted model, not a curated record. NCBI's taxonomy places the organism in Eukaryota, Oomycota, Saprolegniomycetes, Saprolegniales, Verrucalvaceae. Gene Ontology annotation, biological process: proteasome-mediated ubiquitin-dependent protein catabolic process.
GUUUCUCCCUUUGCUUGCAUUCAGGCCGCAAACUCAAUCCAUCGGCCGACCGUAUCAUGAGCAUCUUGUCGUACAACGGAGCUGCGAUCAUUGCUAUGGCUGGCAAGAACUGCGUCGCGAUUGCCAGCGACACGCGGUUGGGCGUGCAAGGACAAACGAUUGCGACGGAUUUUCAAAAGGUGUUUCGCCUCAAUGACAAGACGUUCUUGGGGCUCGCGGGUUUGGCCACAGACGUCCAGAGUGUCUCGCAGUUGCUACGAUUCAAACUGAACAUGUACAAGAUGCGCGAAGAACGCGACAUGAAAGCGAAGACGCUGAGCGCGAUGAUCUCCAACAUGAUGUAUGAAAAGCGCUUUGGGCCGUGGUUCGUGGAACCGAUUGUCGCGGGCUUGACGGACGACAACCAGCCGUUCCUAAGCAGCAUGGACUGCUUGGGGUGCGAAAUGUUCACCAAGGACUAUGUGUGCGCAGGCACAAUGGAGGAAGCACUGCACGGCAUGUGUGAAUCCCUCUUUCGUCCCGACUUGGAGCCAGAGGACUUGUUUGAGACGAUUUCACAGUGCUUGCUGUCGGCGUGCAACCGAGAUGCGUUGGCAGGCUGGGGUGGUGUCGUCUACAUUUUGUAAGGUGGAAGGACUUCGAGAUUGGUGCUGACUCGUGGGCAUGCCCACGUAUAGGACUCCCCAAGGCGUGACAACCAAAGUUCUCAAGACGCGCAAGGAUUAGAGUCCAUGCCCCCGACGCGCGCAUGACCACAUCCAUCGGAGUCAUGGAACUUGAAUUGAAUUCUUGACGUCGACCUUGCUUGACUCGAUUGCAUCCGACCGUAUGCCCAUGUGUAUUUUCACUUCCAUGAGAAAGUCUUCAGUCGUGGGGAGGCAUGAUCGUUGUGACUGCAGCAUGCACAAGCGACAGGCUGCACCGUCAAUGAUGGCUUAGCGCCGUGCUGAAAUCGAGUUGGUUUCACUUUCGGCAUGCCAUGCUCUCACUCCUAACUUCUUCGGCGGCGGCGAUGGUCGCAGGUGCGCACAGUUGCUAGGUCACCAGUCUUUUGCUUCUUCGCGCAAUGCACACCCGUCGCAGCGACAAAAAGCUGGCGUGGCUAGGUAAUUCUUGACGAUCGUUGCGCUCGGUCAACAGAGACAGAUUGUCCACAACCGACCACGAUCUGCGAAAGCCCGUCGUCGUGCGGACAUGCGGGAGCUAGCCGUUCCCGACCCAACUCGGACUGGCCAGCAUGUCCAGUCAGUCAUGUGUGACUGUCAAGCUCGUCAUCCGUGGGACGAAAUCCAAUGCUCCGACGCUCGCCACCACGAUCAAAAUCAGUGGAGAGCAGUGCCAAGACAGCCAUGAGUGGUCCUCCAACGAUACCUCGGGUCUUCGAGAGUCGAUGGCGAAAUUUGGACCAGUGAAGCAACCCAGACGCUGCUUCGAGUCCCCCCGAUGAAGGGUCACGAGCGGGGGCUUCUCGACGGUGGCAGGGCGCGCGGCCAACAAACAGCCACGUCGUGGGUCGCGCCAGACGACAUGAAUCAAUUCCAAGUGACCGCGGAAGCAUGUCCACGACGUCGUCGGCAGCACCAAACCCGCACACAGAGCAGUCGCCCCGGCGUUAUAGUGGGUGUGGUACGACAAAAAGGUGGAGCGUAUCGAGGUCAAGGUUGUACUUCUUCCACGUUGUUACACCAGGUCAACAAGUCCCUCCAGUUGUCAAGACGAAUGGGCCGUGUUUAGCUUACCCGCCUUCGUAGUUCAGACUGCCGCCGUGGCAGAUCCAGAUGUACCAUCGAGCACGCAGGUCGUACCCGAGUGGACAAGCCUACAUCAAGGAAUUGAAACGAAGGGCUAGCAACAGUCUCAGUAGAUUGGCCGGUGCAUGGGAACGUGUUGUAGAGCCGCUGAAGGUGGUCCACGUAGCCUCACCAGACGACGGGGCUAAAGUCUGUGGUGGUCGCAGGAAACGUCGACUCCUUGGGGCAGGCGUGAUCGGUCCAAAGCACCUCGGAGACGUAACCCUUUAAGGACAUGCACACGAGGUUGGCUCAAACGCGGCACGUCAUGAACAAAGCUACGGGGUGGAACAAGACGUGAAUGGGGAGCGGCACCAAUGUUCACGCCAGGUAAUGCCAUUGAUUCACCGCCAGUCGGACUGAAAACGAGUGAGGUAUUGGCGACUGGCGGGUAGUCGCAGUGCUCACGCGUAUUUUAAGCUCCUUGCAGCCAAACAGUCGUCCAACCCGAUUGUCCACAACA